This is a messenger RNA of Lagopus muta (rock ptarmigan), 11407 nucleotides long. It is a transcript of the gene KIF26B, whose product is annotated as kinesin family member 26B. Gene Ontology annotation, molecular function: microtubule motor activity; ATP binding; microtubule binding. Gene Ontology annotation, biological process: microtubule-based movement. The coding region runs from base 49 to 6411 and encodes 2120 amino acids. The record is from RefSeq and is a predicted model, not a curated record. The transcript is spliced from 15 exons. Lineage: Eukaryota; Metazoa; Chordata; Aves; Galliformes; Phasianidae.
ACGGUUCCCUUCGGCUGCUGACCGGGGGAGCCCACCCGCGGAGCCACCAUGAAUUCGGUGGCCGGGAGCAAGGACAGGGUCGCGGUCACGGCGCGGAGCAGAAAAUACGGGGUGACCGAGCCCUGCUCGCCCACCAAGCCCGCCGCGCCCUUCUCCCCCGAGAGCUGGUACCGCAAGGCUUACGAGGAGUCCCGCGCCGGGAGUCGCCCGGUCCCGGAGGGAGCCGGCUCGGCGCUCGGCUCCUCCGGCACCCCGUCCCCCGGCUCCGGCACCUCCUCGCCGGGCUCCUUCAGUGGCUCCCCUGGGCCAGCCUCGCCCGGCAUCGGCACCAGCUCCCCCGGCUCUCUGGGCGGCUCGCCGGGCUUCGGCACCGGCUCGCCGGGUUCCGGUAGCGGCGGCGGCUCCUCGCCGGGCUCCGACCGCGGCGUCUGGUGCGAGCACUGCAACGCCCGCCUGGCGGAGCUGAAGAGGCAGGCGCUGAAGCUGCUCAUCCCCGGGCCCGUCAGCAGCAAGGACCCAGGAUUCUCUUCAGUGAUUCACGACAAACUCCAAGUUCCCAAUACUAUUCGGAAGGCAUGGAAUGAGAAGGACAACAGAUGCGACGUUUGUGCCACACACUUGAACCAGCUGAAGCAAGAGGCCAUUCAGAUGGUGCUGACCUUAGAGCAGGCUGCCAACUCAGAACAUUACGAUGCCUCUCCAGGAUCACCCCCACCCCUCUCUAAUAUUCCCACACUAGUCAGCUCCCGGCACGUGGGCAGCUUACAGCCCAGGGACUGGGCAUACAUGCCUGCACCUUAUGCUACAUCUAAUUAUACAGGCUUUGUUGCCAACAAACACAGUGGAAAACCCAACAGUCUAGGAAUUGUUAAUGGGGUGGAGAAGAAAAAUGGCUCUCCUGGACACCAAGCCAAGGUCAGCUUUCAAAUGGCCACCAGCCCCAGCAAUGGUAACGUUCUCAAUUCUGUGGCUAUCCAAGCUCAUCAAUACCUCGAUGGCACUUGGUCUUUGUCAAGAACGAAUGGCGUUACUCUAUAUCCCUACCAAAUAUCUCAGCUUAUGACAGAGACUAGUCGAGAGGGCCUGACUGAAGCAGCAUUGAACCGCUACAAUGCAGAUAAACCCUCCUUGUACAGCUUCCCUGCUUCCCAGAGCACAUAUGUUGCUGCUGAUGUAUCCACAGGCACCUCGGUGGCAGCAUCUUUUUUUGCCAGAGCCGCUCAGAAAUUGAACCUGUCCUCCAAAAAGAAGAAGCACAGGCCUUCUGCAUCAUCUGUUCCUGAGUCUCCUCUCUUCACUACCAGCUUCAGCAGUAUCCUUCAGGCUUCCCCACCCCCUGCACCACCUUGUUUGUUGAGAGCAGUCAGCAAAGUGAAAGACACCCCUGGUGUGGGCAAGGUCAAAGUCAUGGUGCGCAUUUCUUCCACGCUUGCCAGAGACACAUCUGAGUCCAGCUCUUUCCUAAAAGUUGACCCCCGUAAGAAGCAAAUCACGCUCUACGACCCAGUAACCUGUGGAGGUCAGAAUGCUUUCCAGAAAAGGGGCAACCAGGUUCCACCCAAGAUGUUUGCUUUUGAUGCAGUUUUUCCCCAAGAUGCAUCACAGGCUGAAGUAUGUGCUGGGACUGUGGCUGAGGUGAUCCAGUCAGUGGUCAACGGUGCAGAUGGCUGCGUGUUCUGCUUUGGCCAUGCCAAACUUGGGAAGUCGUACACCAUGAUUGGCAAGGAUGAUUCCAUGCAAAACCUCGGCAUAAUCCCUUGUGCCAUCUCCUGGCUCUUCAAGUUGAUUAACGAACGCAAAGAGAAGACUGGAGCACGCUUCUCAGUCCGAAUUUCUGCAGUGGAAGUGUGGGGGAAAGAAGAAAAUCUUAGAGACCUGCUUUCUGAAGUGGCUACAGGAAGCCUGCAGGAUGGCCAGUCCCCAGGUGUCUACCUUUGUGAGGACCCCAUCUGUGGCAUGCAGCUCCAGAACCAGAGCGAGCUCCGUGCUCCUACAGCAGAGAAGGCCGCCUUCUUCCUGGAUGCCGCUAUCGCCUCGCGGCGUGGCAGCCAGCGGGACUGCGACGAGGAGGAUCACCGCAACUCCCACAUGCUCUUCACCCUGCACAUCUACCAGUACCGCAUGGAGAAGAGCGGCAAAGGCGGAAUGUCUGGAGGUCGCAGCCGCUUGCACCUUAUUGACCUGGGGAGCUGUGUGAAAGUGCUCAGCAAAAACCGGGAGGGAAGCUCUGGCCUCUGUCUCUCGUUGUCAGCUCUGGGCAAUGUCAUCCUUGCCCUCGUCAAUGGAAGCAAACAUAUCCCGUACAAAGACAGCAAGCUCACCAUGUUGCUUCGAGAGUCCCUGGGGAAUAUGAACUGCCGCACCACAAUGAUAGCUCACAUUUCAGCCACUGCGGGGAACUACGCUGAGACGCUGUCCACCAUCCAGAUUGCAUCCAGAGUCCUCAGGAUGAAGAAAAAGAAAACUAAGUACACAUCGAGUUCUUCUGGAGGAGAGAGCUCUUGUGAGGAGGGUAGGAUGCGUCGGCCGACCCAGCUGAGGCCCUUCCAUUCUAGAAACACCGUUGACCCAGACUUUCCUAUUUUGCAUUUAUCAAGUGAUCCUGAUUAUUCAUCCAGCAGUGAGCAGUCCUGUGACACAGUGAUUUAUGUUGGCCCCAAUGGCACUGCACUUUCUGAUAAGGAGCUGACAGAUAAUGAAGGUCCUCCUGACUUUGUUCCUAUAGUUCCUGCACUGCAGAAGACCAAAAAUGAGGGCAGGAUGGAGGAAGGUAGUGAAUCGGGGCCCAGCACAUCUGAAAGAGAUUGCCUGAAGUGCAACACCUUUGCAGAGCUCCAGGAGAGGCUGGAUUGUAUAGAUGGCAGUGAAGAGACUAACAAAUUUCCCUUUGAAGAGAUGCCUGCUCAGUUUAGCUCAGACCAGAUGUCUAAGUGCUCUGUCUCAAGCCAACUCGCAGAGCUUAGUCACUUACCAGAGUCAGAUAAGGAAGAUACAAUGCCAGAAUGUCAGCAUCCUGAUAGAGAAGCCAAGGAAAAUAUAAAUGCAACCCCCAGCAAAACUAAGAGAAAUCACUCCCCCAUUCCUUCUGGAGCUCUUACUAAUAUUUCUACCCCUCCUUCUCCCAGGAGCGUGACAGGCAGCUCUAGUAAAGAGCUUAGCUCUUGCCAGUUAGCACACAGCACCAGCUUGCAGAGCAGCAGAGAAGGUCUCAACACCUGUGGCUUUGUGGAAGGGAAACCAAGGCCAAUGGGUUCACCCCGGCUUGGCAUUGCGAGCCUCUCCAAGACAUCUGAGUACAAGCCACCAACUUCUCCUUCCCAGAGGUGCAAAGUCUAUACACAGAAAGGAGUUCUUCCCAGCACCACACCCCCACCAGCUUCCCUGAGUAAGGACAAUGAGAUGACAUCUACUGAAUCUUUGUUACAGCCAGAAAUACGGACUCCACCUGCAGGAAUGAGCCCUCAGAUCAUGAAGAAGUCAGUGUCUUCCAGCAAUGGGGAUUUUGAAGAGACCAUUCUCAAUGAAGACCAGCAACAAAACCAUUCUCCUGAAUCCAAGAAGGAGAUUCUAAGCACUACUAUGGUGACUGUGCAGCAGCCACUGGAACUGAAUGGGGAGGACGAGCUGGUGUUCACCCUUGUAGAAGAGCUAACCAUUAGUGGGGUCCUUGACAAUGGGCGCCCAACCAGUAUCAUCAGUUUUAACAGUGACUGCUCUGUGCAGGCUUUGGCCUCUGGGUCUAGGCCAGUCAGUAUUAUCAGCAGCAUGUCUGAAGAUCUUGAAUGUUACUCCAGUGCAGCUCCUGUGUCUGAGGUCAGCAUCACACAGUUCCUUCCACUUCCAAAGCUGGGCCUGGAUGACAAGUCCCAGGAUGAUGGCAGCAGACGCUCAUCUAUCAGCUCAUGGUUGAGUGAAAUGAGCACAGGGAGUGACGGUGAGCAGUCAUGCCAUAGUUUCAUUGCCCAGGCAUGCUAUGGGCAUGGAGAAGCAAUGGCAGAACCUCCUGUCUCUGACUUUGCAAGCACCAUACAAAGUGCCAGCAUGAUUUGUGUAGGUGACAAACAGAAGCCAGUAACCGACAACAUGCUUAUAUUGUCAGAAAUGGGGGAACAAGCUUUCAGCAAAGUGCCACCCAUCAAAGGCUGUAAAAUAUCAGCUUUAGGGAAAACUACUGUCACAAUUAAAAACACUGCUAGCCUCAACAGCUGUGAGGGCUACUUCCCAAUGAAGACAAACAUUACUGUUUAUCCAUGUAUUGCUGUUAAUUCCUUCAAAGCACAAGACACUGAUGAUGCUGUAUCGGUAAAUGCAGACCCAAAGGUUGCUCAUCCCCAUGAGGGGAAAGAACCCAAUGCUAAAAAAGAUAUCAAAUUUGAAGAUCCUUGGCUGAAGAGACAAGACGAUGUAAAAAAUGACAGCUCUGGGAGCAGUGAUGGGUUGAGUUCUGACAUGACCACGAUUUCAACCAAAUCUGAGCAGAGCACAAAGCAGUCUCCAGCAGACAGGUUUAGCAGCAGCAGCAGCAGUGGGGAUGCCUCUGUCUCCCCAGGAUGUGAUAGUCUGAAGAGAAUUGUGGAUGGGUGUGAGAUGGCAGCGUCUGGCUCUGCAACCCAGAGUCCCAUUCAUUCCAGUGAUGGCUUGAAGGGUGGCAGCCUCCCUCGAGGGCUGCCUCCAAAGGCAAGCAAGCCAGAGGAGUCCGAUAGUCACUUCCAUUCUGCUGCCUCUGACAGCAAUGGAGUUGUUUCUCCUGCCCACACCCAAUUUUCGAAGGCCAGUCUAGACAAAAAAGUGGCCUCUCCCAAACAUUGUGUCCUCACUCGCCCCAAAGGGACACCUCCUCUGCCUCCAGUGAGAAAGUCAAGUUUGGAUCAAAAGAACAGAGCCAGCCCCCAGCACAGUGCUACCAGCAGCACCACCAGCAGUCCCUCUGGCCAGUCCGUGCCUUUCCAGGCCAGCUUCCCCGAGGAGCUGAAUGCCAAACCAAAAGGCCCUGGCAUUGACAACAGCAGCAACAACAGCAGCAGCAAGCUGUUCAGUGCCAAGCUGGAGCAGCUUGCGAGCAGGACCAACUCCCUUGGAAGGUCCACAGGAAGUCACUAUGAGUGUCUGUCACUGGAGAGAGCAGAAAGCCUGUCCUCCGUGAACUCCAAAAUGAACCCUAGCAAAGACACCACCAUGCCUAGGACUGGAAGGAGUGUCAGCCGCAGUGUCAUGUCCUCACCAACCAACUCAGCUCUCUCCCAGUCUGCAGGAGCAUCACCAAAAGCUGGACAGUCAAAGAUCUCAGCAGUCAGCAAGCUCCUGUUGGCAAGUCCCAAGGCCCGAAGCCUGUCUGCCUCUGCUACCAAAACACUCAGCUUUUCGACCAAGUCUCUGCCUCAGUCUGUUGGGCAGAGUUCCAGUCUGCCUCCAAGUGGGAAGAAUAUGUCCUGGUCAACACAGUCCCUCAGCAGAAAUCGAGGCUCUAGCCUGGCUUCUAAAUUGCCUCUUCGGGCUGUCAAUGGACGGAUUUCAGAGCUGCUCCAAGGCAGUGCCAGCUCCAGAGGCUUGCAGCUUCGAGGAAACAUGGAAGCAGAUGAGCGCGGUGGCCUUCAUGGAGAGGAGAAGCCAGCAGUUCAUGUGCUGCCAUCUCCUUACAGCAAGAUCACUCCUCCCCGGAAGCCUCAUCGCUGCAGCAGUGGUCAUGGGAGCGACAACAGCAGUGUCCUGAGUGGGGAGCUGCCCCCCGCCAUGGGGAAGACUGCCCUGUUCUACCACAGCGGAGGCAGCAGCGGCUAUGAGAGCAUGAUGAGGGACAGCGAGGCAACAGGGAGCGCCUCUUCUGCACAAGAUUCCAUGAGCGAGAACAGCAGCUCAGCCAGCGGCAGGUGCCGGAGUCUCAAAACACCGAAGAAACGAUCAACCACAGGCUCCCAGAGACGGAGGCUGAUUCCAGCUUUAUCACUUGACACCGCUUCUCCAGCAAGGAAGCCUGCCAACAGCCCUGGGGUCCGCUGGGUGGAUGGGCCCCUGCGAAGUGCACAGAGGGGGCUGGGGGAGCCCUUUGAGAUCAAAGUCUAUGAGAUAGAUGAUGUGGAGAGACUCCAGCGGCGACGAGGUGGAGACAGCAAGGAAGUGAUAUGUUUUAAUGCCAAGCUGAAAAUCCUGGAGCAUCGCCAGCAGAGAAUUGCUGAGGUCAAGGCCAAGUACGAGUGGUUAAUGAGAGAACUGGAGGUGACCAAACAGUACCUGAUGCUGGAUCCUAACAAAUGGCUCAGCGAAUUUGAUCUGGAGCAGGUAUUUGAGCUGGAUUCUCUGGAGUACCUGGAAGCCCUGGAGUGUGUGACUGAACGUUUGGAAAACCGUGUCAACUUCUGCAAGGCUCAUCUCAUGAUGAUCACCUGUUUUGACAUCACCUCCAGACGCAGAUAAACAGCGAAUCUCAAGAGAAUUUCAAUGCACAUCUCUGCCAUCCUCCUUUUCCCUUCUGAAUAGCAUCCCAAAGACAGCAGAAUGAGGAUGAAGGUUGGAGUCAAGUCUCAACUGUGUGUAUGAGAGAUUUGCUUUACUAUAGAAGAGUAAUAUUAAAAAAUAACAGGACACGCAUGAAAAAAUGGAGAUAGAAGGAUGUUGAUUCUCUUAGCCUAAAAGAGCACUUUGAGGAACCCUUAAGGACAUGUCUGUAAAUAAGAACUGCUGGCAGAAGAGACUUCUUUCCCUGCAUUAGCUGAGGGAGGAGGAAAGGUGGUUGUAGGACUUCCACUUGAGAGGUUCAUUAGAAGAAAUCCUAUCUAGAAAGACUGUUCAAGUGCCUUGCAAAUCUUUAUUAUCCAAACAUUUAUGUUCAUACUUUCUUGUGUACAGAUGGUGCUAGUCAAAAGAUGAAAAAGGAAAAAAACAAAACACUUUUGAAAUGUACUUACAGCUUGUUUUUCUCUUGGUGUUUUCUCCUGUUUCAGACUUGCUGUUUCUAAGUAACUUGUGUUUGUAGAGAUAUUUCCUAAUCAGUACAACAUAUGAAUAAAUGUUAACUGUCUUUUAUUGUUAACAGAGUAAGGCCACUCAAAGAGAAAUUUAGCUUCCCAGAUGACACAUGAAUAUUUCUAACAAUGAGCAAGGUUUGCUUAUAUGUUCUUCUGUACAAUCUUAAGCGUUAGAGGGCACAGUAAUUUUCCCAACUUACAGGUUCUGCAGUAUGUGAGGGAGGAGAGGUGACAUUACGGUGAAGUAUCUUUUCCAUUUGAAUUAACCUCCCCCUUUAUUUUUCAUGUCCUUUUAGCUUUUUACUGGCUAGAGCUAUGGAUGAGGAGGUAUUUUUAUCCCAAUCCCUUUUCCUGGGACUAAUAACUCAAUGGACAACUACUUUUCAGGGGAGGGCUCUCAUACUUAUAAGUCCAAAAAUGAAUGAUUUCUUUUGUCCUUUCUUGAUUCCAUGACUGAUAAAAAUUUAACUUUGCCUUCUUCAUGUCCCUGGUCCAGACAUACCUGAAAAGUGCUGCAAUGUGCAGUCUCUGUUCAGCUCAGCUAGUCCACAAAUAAGCAGGAGUCAUGAGUAAGCAGAUCUAGUAAGUAAUUCAGGCAUACUGAUUAUGAUGUUUUCCUAAUCAGCACUCCCUUAUUUCAACUAUGACUAAAGUCACAUAGACAUCAAUGGAUGACAUCAUCUAGUGGGUGGCAAUCCUGCUCAUGGCAGGGGGUUGUAACUGCAUGAUCUUUAAGGUCCUUUCCAACCCAAACCAUUCUGUGAUUCUGUGAUUAAAAGAAUGAGGGUCUGGGCCUCACUGCAUAACCGGAUAUUCUACUUGUUUGCAUCUUUAUCUAUAAAACAGUAUGUGGGGAAGAACAUCCUUUGUGUUACUUAAAAAAGUGUGUGAAAUUUGCAUGUUAAUUAUGUAUGAGCAUAAAGAAUUUUUUCUUGUAUAGGUUUCUUCUUCUUUUAUAUUGAAAUAAUUCCUUUCACAAAACAAUCCUCUCACAUACCCUUGUCUGACCUUCCUGUUGGUUAUCAGAAAGUAAGAUCAGCAUUUGGCAUAUACUCAGUAUGCAUCACUUCAUCAGUUUACUGUUCCUACAUGUAGCUCUUUCUUUACCUGCUUCAUCAUACUAAUGCCAUUUUACAAUAUGCCAAGCACCAUUUCCUGGUGGACAAAAAAAAUCCACAAAAAUACUGAUAGCUUUUACUACUGGUUACCUUAAAAACAAACAAACAAACAAACAAAAAAAAUUUAUAUAUUUUCUUCAAAUUCUCUAUAACGUAUAUUAACAAAUCUUAUUCAUUCUAUGAGCUUUAUCACUGUGUUUUGUAGAAAAUCCUUCCUACAUUUCAUAGGCUUAUUUGGGAGUGAAAAAAGGUCAUACAUGAAAGUUCUUUCCUGUUCUAUUCCACAGCGUUUUUUUAUUUGGUCUGAUCUCUCUCCUUUUCUCCAAACAAAAAGAAAAAAAAAAAAAAAAAGUGCAAUUUUCUCUGGUUUGUUUCUCUUUGUAAUGAUUUUAGUGGUGCUUGUUAUGGGGGGUUUUGUUGGGGCAUCUCUACUGCAUAGAUCUCCAUGAUUUCAGUACAGUUCUACCAAGCAAUGGCAAUUGCCUCUGCAGUUCUGUGCUGGGUGAAGAUCUACUACCUUUGGGAUAUGGAGUAUGUCUUCUUUUGUGGAUUCAGUCUUGCAGAGUCCCAGAAUUAUGCUGUCAGGCUACAUACACAGGAAAUAGGCUUUCCCAGCUGCUCCCAUCUCUCACUCACCUGUGUCCACAAGUAGCCCUGUAGGCUUCCCAGGUUGUCACUUGUGUUUGUUUUACUUCAAUUUCCCUCCCUAGUCACUCCUCCACAUUAGAUUCCCUACCUCAGUCAUGCAGAAGGAAAUUACGUGGGUGUUGCGUGCACUGGGGUGCUCCUGUGAGAUGAUAAAUGGCAAGUGGUGCAGGUAAAGUGAACAGAUACUUGACAAAGAAGCAUAAUAGAAAUGGUGUCUACCUAGCCAUUAUUUUAAAUAUUAAUAGUACACGUUUGCCCUUAUUGUCAGGAUGGAUCAAAAUUUCUCCCUGAAACCAAAUGGAUUACACCAAGGAUGAAUUUGGCAUACUGAAAAUUAUGUAGUGACUGAGCAGAAUCACACUCCUCACAAAUAUUUCAUUUCUGAGGACUUAAUUAUAAUGGCCAUUAACACUUCUGUCACAUUUGUAUCCUAAAAUCAAUAGUCAUCUCUUCUUUUUUGACUUUCUGUCACUGCAUUUCAAAAUUUAUGACUAUAUUUUUGAGAAUUGUGGUGGCUUUAGAAUUUCUUUUAUUGUACUUAAAAUACCUGCAAAACAGAUAAUUGAAAACAUCAUGACCUUACUAAAAUUGCUGUUAUUUUAUAGUAGCCAGCAUUUUACAGAAGACCCAUACGCUCCUACAAGUCACCCGGGAAGUCCCAUUCUUUUAGCAAUUGCCAGUAUAACGCUGCUUUUUUCCUGAUUUCUUUAAAAGUCUCAAUUUACCCAAAAUAUACAAGAGCAAUGUGAACAGAGUCCUUAAUUGUUUGCAUAUUUAGAAAUCAAUCUUAUUUCCCUGGAACAGCUUUAGUGGGAAACAGCAAUGUUAAUGCAAUUAGAAGUGAAGGUUAAAUCUUUGUUCCCUCGUGUAACAGAGGACCACGUAUCCUUAUUAUCAUGUUCUGUAACGGCUGUAGAGCAGCAGCCAUUAGUCUGCAUUACCAUAGCUAUGUUCAGACCUACUGCUUGAGUAGUCUGGGCCUGACUGUGAAAGCUUUUCAUCUUAAUGUGCUUGAAUGUUAUUUCUACAAGGGGCAGAACUUGUUCUGAGACAACAGAUUCAGUUGAGACCCUAGAUUUGGGAGUUUGGCUGCAAUCUGAAUUCACCCAUUGGUGAAUUCAGCCUGCAGUGCUGGGAGUAGGCAGAAAGCCUGGGUCAUUCACCAGCUCUGCUUCCCUUCAGGGUGUAGAAGAACCCUAAUUCCUACUGUCAUAGUUAUCUGUGACUUUUCUCCCACCAUCCAUGCCUUGUAUUUGCUACAGAAUGCCUUAUUGUCAAUUCAUUCAGACCUCAGCAAUUAGAAGUAUUAUUUCACAGAAAGACAGGCACCAAACUGAUACCCAAGCUGUCCUUUCUUUGCUCUUUAUUAGAGCUGAAUGCUCACAGGAUAGACUUAGUCCUUUUUAAAAAAAAAUAAUUCUUUUUCAUUUAUCUCAAUAAUGUGGUUUAUCUUAACAUAGUAUUAUUAUCCAUAGCACAAGAUUCAGAUUUUAUGACAGCUGAAGGAAUUAGACUUUCUGACAAAUACUGCCUUUUACAAACAUUUGUGGCUUUUUUUUUUUCGUGAUCUAAAACUAAUGAUAAAACCAAAGGGCAGGGCAGUAUAUACAUACAAAGAAAUGCAUAUGAGCAUAGCCUGAGGGAGAAACCCUACACACAUUACUGCCAGGAGAUUGCUUAACUGUUCACAAAUGGUAACAACACUGCUCCUCCGCUCCUCCAAGGUUUACCUUUAAAACCUUUCUCCUAUCACUCACCAAGAUGAAGUUGACUUAUUCCACACUACAGGGAAAACUUAUGCUUGAAACACUUUUAAAGGCUUCCUUCAAAGGGCCUUUAUUCUUGCUGUUCUUCAGCCUAUAAAGCUAGGUUACUGCAGUUCCCACACAGAGGCUGUCAUUGACAUGUUAAGGUCUGUCAAAGUAAUCCAAAAGAAUCACUCUGUAUUUCAGAGCGUCACAAGUUGAAGGCAAGAUAUCUCACAAUCACCGCUGCUAAAUACAACAAUUUGUGCUUUACCAUGGUGCAUAUACCCUGGUCACGUCAACUGAAAGCCAGGCCUCUUAGCCCCAUAUGAGAUAAAGCUGCUGUCAAGUCCUCAUUGUUCUAAAAAUUGUAACGUGUAAGUUUCUGUGUUGCAGAUGACUGCCCAUAGCAAAUACUCUCAUAAACCAGAGGUGGAGCAACCCCCUGCUGCCCAGUCCUAUGGGAGAAUGGUCACACAGUAUCAGGGAUGCAUCAACUCACAUCAGAGAUCAAAGAAUUUAUACCACUGCAUAACGAUAGGAGUAAGAGAUUUCUCAAAACCAUGGAUAGAUGACAUACUUUGCCUAAUCCUGAUGUCCUUCUAGCCCUUAUUUUGUUACUCCAUAGCCUUUUGUGUUGGCAACACCCAGCACUUUUUGGAGACACAAGGCUGGAUGUUGCUAGCUAUUACAAGAUUUGAAAUAGGUUUUCAAAUAACUAUGGCAAACAAAACUGUGAAUGAUUUGUCAAUGCAGAGGUAAUAAUCUCUAGCUCUUGCAUUUAUUAUGUGCUCAUCACAGGGUUAUCUAAACCUCCAUACCUGCUCUUGGAAGUUAUAAACCAUUUUAUUAUUGGCUUUAUCUUUUCUCCUUUUCAAGCAACUUAAAAAAAAAAAAAAAAAAAAAAAGAAAAAUAAUCAUUUUCCCUUGAAAA